Molecule: messenger RNA, 771 nt
Organism: Paracoccidioides brasiliensis Pb18
Exons: 2
Coding region: 1-771 (256 amino acids)
Source: RefSeq, a predicted model, not a curated record
AUGCAGCCCGCUGAACUUCGUCGACACAAGGAACGAGGCAGAUACGAUGCGGAAUCCAUCAGUUCGGUUUUCUCGGACAACUUUAUAGCGCAUGUCUCCUACAUCGAUAAUGGCCUUCCACAAUGCUUACCAAUGGUCGCUCUAUUUCGACGUGAGGAUGAGGGCGAGGUGGCCUAUUUGCAUGGUCAUCCCAGCUCAAGGCUUAUGGAACUAGUGCGAAAGAAAGACAUAGAGAGAAACGCUAGGAUGGAGCGUGGUGAAAAUGUGGAUGGAGACGGCGAUGAUCGAAUAAAAGUUUGCAUUGCGGCAACAAAAGUGGACGGUCUUGUUCUCUCAUCAGCUCCAAAUGGACACACUUUCAACUACCGCUCAGCGGUAGUGCAUGGAGCAUGUUCUCGCGUGGAAGACCGCAAUGUGAAAUGUGAUGUUAUGCGAGCUGUCACAAACCACAUCGUGGCUGGAAGAUGGGAAGAUCUCAAUCCCGUCGCCUCCUUUCAAGUAUCGCUUGUUUUCGUGAUCCGCGUGGAAGUAGAGCACGGCUCCUUGAAGCUGCGAACUGGUAUUCCCGGGAUUCAGCCUCGAGAUAGGGCGAAGGAUGGCCCCGAUCGGGAGGAGCCCGUGUGGACCGGGGUUGUGCCCUUGUAUGAACACCUGGGUCAACCGGUGCCAAGUGGAUUGACAGAUGAAGCAAUCGUGCCUGAAAGCCUAGUAAAGUAUAUUCAGGAAAGGAACGAAAGGCACGAGAGUUACGCUAAAUCUGUUACGAAAUAA